AUGGUCCAGGGAGAGAAGGAGAUGCUAAAAAAAUUCAUGCAUCGCUUCAACACCGCGACCCUGGAGAUCCGCAACCUAGACAUGAGGGUGGCUUUGGCAGCUCUGACCACUGCCCUUCAGUCCGGAAGCUUCCUGUACUCUUUGGGGAAGAAGCCGCUGGCUUAUAUGGGAGAAUUGAUGGCCCGAGCGCAGAAGUACAUCAACUUAGAAGAAAUGAUGGACACCAGGGGAAAUCGCAUCGAGCUGAAAAGGAAGGGUAAUAGUCAUGAGAUGGGAGAAUCCUCUAGAUCCACGAAGAGACAAGAGACUAGUACGCUGCUCACCAGCCCUAAGAUAAGAGGGCAGUCCAGCAAGUUCUCCACCUAUACACCCCUAAAUGUAUCGUGUUUUGAAAUACUAAUGCAGAUAAGGAAGAAGAACUAUGUCUCGUGGCCAGAACUUAUGCGAACUUAUUUACAUAAACGAAACAUGUCCAAGUUUUGUCAAUUCCACAGGGAUCAUAGGCAUGACACAGAGGAAUGUAUUCAGCUGAAGAAGGAGAUUAAAGCUUUGAUGAAAAGGGGAUACCUGUCAAGAUUUAUAAAGAAAGAAGAUCCACAAAGAGAACCUCGCGAGCAGAGGAGACCCAACAGGAACGAGAAGGAAGAACAGGUCAUAGGGGAAAUCACGGUGAUCUUUGGAGGAUCCGCUAGUGGAGAAGAUAGCGGAGGUGGACGCAAAAGAUAUGUUAAACAAGUACUCUCAACAGAGAAAGGGAAACCAAGUAGCAAAAGGAAUAGUCAAGAUGAUGAUAUCAUCUUUGACAACGGAACGAAGAAGUAG
Malania oleifera is the source of this 822-nucleotide messenger RNA. RefSeq lists its product as uncharacterized. The transcript has a single exon. Bases 1 to 822 code for a protein of 273 amino acids. Lineage: Eukaryota; Viridiplantae; Streptophyta; Magnoliopsida; Santalales; Ximeniaceae. The record is from RefSeq and is a predicted model, not a curated record.